Ochlerotatus camptorhynchus is the source of this 2522-nucleotide messenger RNA. RefSeq lists its product as uncharacterized. The record is from RefSeq and is a predicted model, not a curated record. Lineage: Eukaryota; Metazoa; Arthropoda; Insecta; Diptera; Culicidae. Bases 654 to 1583 code for a protein of 309 amino acids. The transcript has 4 exons.
UUCAGUUGGCAGUUAACAGUCACCGCGCUCGGUUGCUUAUAGAAGGUACUCUACAUUGUAUAAGAUUGCUUUCAAACGAAGGAGAUCAGGCGGUUCGAACGAUUCAUCGUGGCAAUUCACACAGGUGUGUGCGUGCUAUCAUUUUCGCGAGUGAUUGUUUGCCAAUAUUUACCGUGAGUGUGGACCAAAGAGAGAUACGGCCAUUGACAAGAGGACCGAGGCCUUGUCAUCCAGGGAACCGCGCGAUAACAUUGUGUUUUGCUACCAAGUUCAAACCGGGGAGGUAUAUUCAAACGGAAGUGUGCAAACUGUGAAGGAAUGGUCUAUUGAGAAACAGCUUGACUACAAAGUUGAACUCGUAAAAGGAUCUAGUUUUAUGUGUGACAGGCGGCAACGAUCUGAUGCCUCGGUAGAAUACUCAGUCUGAAACGAGACAACUUUCGACAAGCUAAUCAACACAUCAAGACACCGUUUUGAUCUAAGAGAUUAGAAAUAGAAAUUAUCCGAUUCGCAAAAGCAGCAGGCGCGGUCGUUCUCAGUACGUUUGCAUUUAUUUUCGUAACAAAUCUUAAACUGCUCUUGGGGGAGUGCUACUUAUAUCAGUGCUCAGAGCGCGGUAAAUAGUGUGGUACGUCGGUAGUGAAUCGGUGUGCAUGUUAUUUAUACCAUACCACAAGUGUUCCGGAGAAACGAACCGCAGCAAAAGGCAUCCAUCCCGCAGCAGCAUGUUCUCGACAACGGCCAGCUUGAGCAAGUUCUACAAUCACUUGAGCAUUUUGAUAACCGUUUUUAUUACCGUGAAUCUCGCAAAAAUUAGAGCAGAAAACUGCGGCCAAGAGGAACUGGCGACCUGCGCACGGCCCUUUCAGGUGUUACAAUCGUCAACGGAUUUGUCGAUAGCGACCAAAAAGGAGGAACUGGAUAAAAUAUGCCCCGAUUUGACUAGGGGCCUACAUUGCAUCCGAAGCUACACCCGUCGGUGCAUGACUCUGGAGCAGCGUAAUCGCUUCAAUAAACUCUAUAAUGGCACCCAUCAAUUCGUUCGUGACCUGUGCAAAGAAGGACCCUACCAGAAUGAGUUUUUGUCGCAUGCACCUUGUCUGCAGCGGGUCAGACCGGACUAUGAAGUGUGCGGCCGGACAUACCACAAUACGGUUUCGGUUAUCACACAGCAACAGCAGCAGCAGCAGCAGCAGCAGCAUCAACACCAAGGUCGUCACGAAAGACAUCACCAGCAGCAACCGAACCAUCACACUACGGCCGGACGGGAUGCCGAGGAGGACGUUCGGACCGUAUGUUGUUCCUUCAUUGAAUACCUGGACUGUUCGGAAAGUGUUGCCAAAAAGACGUGCGGCUGGGAGACGGCCAAAUUCACCAGAGGUUUCCUGGACAAGAUGUCUUCAACGCUAAUAAAGAUGUACUGCGAAGAUUACUACAACUCGAACAAAUGUCCCUCGUCGCCUUCGUCUGCCACCAGCACCAAACUGAACAACUUCACCAGCUAUCUAUCACUUCUGGUUCCAACGGCACUGUCCUGCCUGAGCACGUGGUUCUCCGGUUUCAGCCUACUUCGGUUACGAUAAAACUACGCCUGCGACAUCUAACCCAACUCAAACACUCAUCUCAAUAGGCGCAAUAAUCUGGUCACGGCUCUCGUGUAGAUACUAAACUCGAACUCCACUCAGCUUACACGCAGAUCGCCCCUUUAAGGUGUAAUAACAAAAUUGUUAACAUAGGUUACGUAACGCCAAUGCUUGAGAGACGAAUUAUGAUCACAAUUGAUGAAAACACUUGAAAAAUGGAAGCUAAUACACAAGUGGCAGUGCAAUUAGUAUUAAUUAAUUUAUUGACUUGAAUUAGGGACCAGGGUUGAGGUGCUCUCUCUGUCUCUCUCUCGCUGUAUACUCUACCGUUCAUUUAUUGGAUGAUUUAAUCAGACGACCACAAAAACUAGAUCACAAAAUAGACAUCACUCAUGUCAGCAGUUCAUUCGGUCAAGUUAGUUCAGUUUAAACGUGAGAUGAGCUACAUGAAGAUAUUUAUUAACAAACCGUUCCGUCUUUAUUAGUUUUAGGAUGCAUCAGGUUAGCUAAGGUCAGUUCAAGAAUUUAGUAGUUAAGAUGAGUUAGAUUGCAAAAGCAUUGUACAUAUCAGAAUUUAAGUUGCUUAGUAUGUAAUAGAGAAUGACUUUAAUAUAAUUAAAAAUGUAGCUAUAGGUAGAACCGCUGGAAUACAAAAUCAAUAUGAAUAACCAAAAUAAGUUUGCAAAGUUGCAAGUCAAGAAGAUUUCAUCUCAUUUUCUGUUACGCAACGAUACAUCAAACAAAAGUUGCAAUGAAAUCGUGCAAUUUUCGAACUUUUGGUGAAACAAUAGAACUAUAAAACAAACAAAAAUCAUGAAAUAGAAACAGUGUUAUAGCGAAUUUCAAUAUGAUGUAACAUUUUUCCCAUAAACUGAAACCAAAUAUUAUCGGAUAAGUUAUUGCAAAUAGAUAAGAUUAAUUUUUGAAGAAAUUUAAGAA